This is a messenger RNA of Colletotrichum graminicola M1.001, 1035 nucleotides long. RefSeq lists its product as uncharacterized. The record is from RefSeq and is a predicted model, not a curated record. Lineage: Eukaryota; Fungi; Ascomycota; Sordariomycetes; Glomerellales; Glomerellaceae. The coding region runs from base 1 to 1035 and encodes 344 amino acids. The transcript has a single exon.
AUGUGCUGGAGGAAGCAAACCAUCUACAAGAGCUGCCGGCACGGCCGAAUCGAGGAAAUCGUCUGCGACGACGAGAAGAGGCGCCGCAGGGAACACGCCCACGUGGCGGCGUUGUCUUCGACGACGACGAGAAGUCGGCGAGAACAAGACCGUAGGAGCCCGUGGCUGGUUCUCUUCUGCCCGUGCUUCUUCCUCGCCCCCGCCGCGCCCCCGAGGGAGGAGAGAUGCCGGCCCAAGCCGACCCUCGAACCGCUCAACGGCAAGUGUCCCCGCUGUCUCGAGGAGGAAGCUAACGCAGCAGUGUGCAGCGGCCCGGGGUUCGUCGUCGAUGACCACGACGAUAACAACCCGCCGUUCCGGCCAGAGGACGCCGCCGCGGAAGCAUCCAGGCGGUGCGGCUUCAUCGGCGACAAGCACCUGCACGCCGCGGGACGUCCGGCGAGUCACGAUGCUUACGGGGGUACAGGAUCGCGGCGGAAUUCGCGUCGGGGACGCUCCGGGUCGCCGUCGAGAAGCCGGCGCAAGGGCACGGAUCCGACAGAGGUCCGCCUGAUCCGCCAACCGCUUUAUACGAACAUCCGGUACGAGAAGGCCAAACGGCGGGAACGAAUUCGUCGGGAACAAUGCAACGGUGAAGGUCCCGAGCAUUAUUCACAACGCGCGCAGAGAACACCAGGGUAUCGCAGUGGCAAUCAAGACCAGAACCAGGACCACGACCAGAACCAAAGACCAAGUGGUUCUACGGCCAGCCCCGGCGGGGGCGCAGACAGCCAGCUCUUCCAGCCCGAAGACUCAACGGCGCACCCCGCCCCUCUCUUGCUGCAAAGGUCCAUGGCCAGGGCAGAUCGAGUGACCAUGGGGGCGAGGGCGAAAAGGGGCCCGCUCGAGAGCGUCGUGCUGGAGAACGGAAGCGGCUGGGGAGUGCGGAACGACACUGCCGCAAGCCCACCGGAAUUCACUCCGGGGUUGUCACUGGACGAGCUGUUCGAGGAAGUAGAAGAGUUGUGGCGAACGGCCCCCAACCAGCGGCGGUAG